UGUCGCUCAUGGUGUUUGGACGUGUGUGUUGUGCGGAGUCCUAAUUUGGAGUCCUUUUAUUCUGACUGUCCAAGGAGAAAUUCCCAAGCUGUCACUACAGCGCCCUUGGCCGCCAGCACGAUGUUGAAAUUUAUGAAACACCAACAGAAAAUCACUCCAGAACGAAUACAGAAGCAGAAGGAGCUUUUUGACUUCAACAAGUGUUGCCAUCAUGGGUUCCCCGCCAAGCCGUCGGCCCUUGCGUGGGAUCCCCAGCUCCGCCUCCUGGCCAUCGGUACCAAGGCGGGCGAGGUCAGAGUGUACGGGCAGCCGGGCGUCGAGAUGUACGGGCAGCGAGAGGAUUCGGAGGCGGCCAUCACCCACCUCACCUUCCUCAAGGGACAGUGCCGCCUGGUGUCACUGUUCGAAGACAACAGUCUACACCUAUGGCAGUUAAACCAGCAGGAUGACUCUGGUGGUUCGUUGGAAUUAGUUCAUGCUAACUCCACAUGCUUAGAGGGAAAGUUGAAAAAGAUUAGUGUGGUGGUGGCAGACAGCAAGAGUGAACACCUGAUGGUCGGCACAGAGGGCGGUAACAUCUACCUGCUCAACCUGGCAACGUUUGCCAUGUCAGACAAUAUUAUUUACCAGGAUGUAGUCAUGCAGAAUGUUCCAGAGGACUACAAAGUUAACCCUGGCCCAGUGGAGGCAAUUGCAGAGCACCCCACAGAGCCUGACAAGAUCCUAAUCGGCUAUCAGCGUGGCCUCAUUGUGUUGUGGGAUAAGAAGAAUCUGUGUGCUGAUCAGACAUACGUAUGCACUCAACAACUAGAAUCUGUGUGCUGGCAUCCAGAUGCAAGCCAAUUUACGACAUCUCAUAACGACGGCAGCUAUAUGGUCUGGUCAUCCACCGAAUCAUCUGAGCCUGUUGACGGUCCACAGACUGUGUAUGGGCCUUUUCCUUGCAAACCUAUCACCAAAAUUCUAAGACCAGCAGCUAAAGAAGGUGACCUCAUUAUCUUUGGAGGAGGCAUGCCCAGAGCAAGCUACGGCGACCGCAAUACAGUGACUGCCAUGCAGGGAGAAUUCCAUGUCACUUUCAAUCUUACUUCCAGAGUUAUUGACUUUGUUGUAGUUGAUGAUGAUGAAAGUGGCCAAGCAGGCUGUCUGGUGGUUCUAGCAGAAGAAGAGGUAGUCUUCAUAGAUCUCAUGACCGAAGAAUGGCCAUCGUUUGCAGCUCCUUACUUGGCAUCUCUACACUCCUCUGCUAUUACCUGUUUAUGCUUGGUUUCGGGAAUAAUGCCGGAUAUUUAUGAAAAAAUAAAGGAAGCAGGAUCUAAGCAACAGGUUGGCUUAUCCACACGUCCUUGGCCAAUCAACGGAGGAAUCUUGCAAAGUUCUGACCCGCCCAAACAGCGAGAUCUUCUCUUGACAGGUCAUGAAGAUGGUACCGUACAAUUUUGGGAUGCAUCUGGAGUUUCUCUGACACACCUGUACAAAUUCACAACGGCAAAGCUCUUUGUGUCAGAGGACCUCGCUGGAGAUGGGGCAGCUGCUGAAGAUGAUGAUUGGCCUCCCUUUAGAAAAGCAGGGUUGUUUGACCCAUAUAGUGAUGAUCCUCGUCUUGGUAUCAAGAAGAUGGAGAUGUGCGCAUACACAGGGACUCUUGUUGUAGCGGGCACAGCAGGUCAAGUCCUUAUCCUAAAUAUUAGCAUGGAAGAAAAGGAACUUGUACCUGAGGCUGUAGAUGUAAAUUUGGUAGCUGAGACUGACAACUUUGUCUGGAAGAGUCAUAGCAAACUGGAUAUGCAGACUGAAACUGUAAAGUUUGAGGCUGGCAUGCAGCCCACAGCAGUCGUACAGUUUUACCCUCCAGCUUCCUGUACAUCUUUGACCCUAAACAGCGAAUGGGGUCUUGUUGCUUGUGGUACAGCUCAUGGAUUUGCACUCUUUGACAUUAUUCAGAAGAAGAACUUGCUUGCCAAAAGUACUUUAAGCCCUCUAGACUUAGCCAACACAGCUGAUGAAGGACCAAUGUCCAGGAGAAAAUCCCUCAAGAAGUCACUACGAGAGUCUUUCCGCAGAUUACGUCGUGGAAGAUCGCAAAGAAAAACGGGAAAGCCAGGAGCCACCUCACCAACGGGGGCACAUCCACAAAGUGCUGGAGGUGGAGGGGCAGCAGCAGAUGAUGAUGGGUUGAAGCCUGUGGAGAGAGCCAUUGAAGCACGCUCACAGACCAGUGACUACAUUGGAUCUAUGGUUCGUUGUUUGCACCUAACAAAAUGCUUCAUUGCCAACACUCAGCUGAUGUCUGCCACUUUAUGGGCGGGCACCAACAGUGGCGCCAUCUUCGUCUUCACGAUUGCUAUUCCACCCUCUGAGAAGCGCAGUGAGAUCCCACUAAGUGUCCAGAUUGGCAAAGAAAUCCACCUCAAACACGGCGCUCCCGUCAUCAGUAUAUGUGUGCUUGAUGGGGCAAAUCGACCCUUCCCUGAACCCAUGGCGGUGAAGAAGGAGGCUGCCCCUGCGCCAAAUCCCAAUAUGCCACAUAGAGUGUUGAUAUGCUCCGAAGAACAGUUUAAGACAUGGUUUGGUAUCAAUAGUGUGGUCUUUAGUAAUCGUGGUGAGGCAUUGUAUAUGAUGUCACCAUGUGAGCUGCAGAGAGUGUCACUGUCUGCACGGCACAUCACUAGACCCUGUGGCACCAUACCUAUUGUCAAACCAGAACCAGUCGAAGAAAAAAUUGAAGAGGCAGCCAAAGAAAAGAGUGAAAGUGGAACAGCCAAAGAGGAGAAGCCAGCAGCGGAAGCCGUCGGAGGAACGGUGAACAAGAAGGUGGAAGAAGUAAAGGAAAAUGGUGACAGCAGUGUCCUCAGCGGAGACAUAACCAUCGACUCCAUCCGUGACCACAUGGAUGAUCUCAAACUCGCGGAGAAGAGCGUAGAGCUGGUGGGCGGAAGUAGCACCUCCAGCUCGACCGUGGUGACGACAAGUAGUGCUUCGACCAAGCAGGAGAGUAGUAGCAGUGUGACCAUUGUUAAGUCCACCACUAUCACGUCUGUGUCCUCCUCAUCCCAAGAGUCGUCAUCCAUUCAAGUAGUUGAGACGGCGGCAUCAGCAGUCAACCACAGUGCAGUGAAUGGAACAGAGACUAAGAAGAGAGCACCGUUAGCCAAGGCCGAGUCCUUCUUCAGCAAGGAGCCAAGAGUCGUGAAGGAAGAGUAAUUGUUGUCAAUAGAUUACAUAAGCCUCACUUUGUAGGAUGAAGUACCAGUGAUUGGUAGUUUUAUGAAACCCUUUAUAGGACUUUUUUUUCAGGCCCAUUGUUUGCACUUUUAUAUGGAGAAUGCAUUUAAAUGGAAGUAGAUAUGUGAUGGGGUUGGACAUUCUUUCAACUUGAAUAAGGUAGAUUAUUACAAGAUAUAUCUUUUCCCCCAUUUCUUGGUUUUCCAUUUUUUUUAUUUUUUAUUUAUUUAUAUCUUUUUUUUUUUUCCUUUCUUUCAUUUCUUCUGGAGGUAGUUGUUAUUUUUAUAAAGAGAAGUGAUGGAGAGAUGCUAUCUGUUUUUAACUUUGUGAGACAAUUUUGCUGUGAGACUUGAAUAAAGUCGCAGAAGUGUGCAAACUUCAAAGAGAUGAAAAAAUAUAUAUAUAGAUAUCAGUAAACAGGCCAAAAUACCCAAAUUACUUCUGUAAGUAACUGAAUUGCCAAAUACCUUUUUCUGAUUUGCAGUGCCUUGCGGUCUCAUGUACUUCUAUUACUCAUAUAUACUGUGAACACAUCAGAGCUUUUUGUUUUGUUUUUAUUGUUUCAGUCACGUUUUUGUUUCUAAAAUGAACAAAUAUUAAAUAAAGAUUCAAUUUAUAAAUUAAAGGGAUUGAAAAGCUUUGGUGGAAGCUCGGUACCUGUGUAUAUAUUAUUAGUUGGAAGAAAAUAAAGUAUUGAUUAUGUUUAACACUAAUAGUAAGAAAAGCAAUGAUAUUUUCUAUCAUUUAAAACAUUGGUAUUCAUGUAUUGGAGUAAGAUUUUUGAACAAACGAAUAACAGUAGCUGUUAAUUUGGAGCUGGGCAUUUUUUCCUGAAUUAAGAUAUAUGUAUAUAUAUAUAUACACACACAUUCCUCUAUACAAAAAUAUAUAUUGUAUGUAUGUGUUUAUGUAUGUAGACAUACAAAUUACGUAUGUACAUGAUGGUGUGUGUAUAUGUAUAUAUAUGUACACACAGAGAUGUGUAUGAAAAUAGACAUAGUUUUAGGGUAACAUACUAAUGAACUAAUUUAUCAGUCCUAAAGAAAAUUCCAGAGUAAAUAGAUACAAAAAGAAACAUACAGUCAAGCCUAUAAGAAUUCCUAUUUAGGUUCUGCCUUUUUUCCAUUUCUGAUUGGCAGCUGUUUGCUUUACUCAGAUGGAGAUUGUUCAUUGUAAGGAUGCAAUACAUCGGCCCAUUCCAUUUCGAAUGAGGUGAGAGGGAAGGGAGAAGGAAUGUUGCAUUAAAGUAAAACCUGUUUGGAUGUGAUAUGAUUAUGUGACUGUGGAGAUGACUGCUUAGUCCCCACUCUCACUGUGUCUGGCAGGCUCUUUCAUUAUUUAAGUUGAUUUUCUGAUGUUUUAUGGUUUUGCCGUUGGAAGCUGGGAAACGGCUUUGCCUGUCACCCGUUCGAUAGAGGUUAAGAGAACAUGGAUAUUUAUUUAAUUGUUAAGGAUAAUUAUUUAGUAUUCAUAGUAGUUAUUGUUGAAAUGUAGUUCCACCCUAUAUUUUGUGAGAUAAUUUGUACAAAAUAUUUUCAAUUUUGUAAGAAGAAAUGUGUGGCUUAUAGUGUUAAUGAUACAUGGUAGAUAAAUGGCUUCUGAUAUUGCUAAAGUUACUAAUGAUGUAUUUGGGUGAUGGAAAGCUGUACUUUCUUGGAACAUUAUGGAGUGUGUAAACACCUAAUAAACCCUUUCACUGUAGUGUAUUUUAUCAUAGGUUAUCUUCAUUUAAGUUUUGGAUGUUUGGUGAAAUUGAGAAAGAGUUAUCCAGAAACUCGUGGGUGACAUUGAUAUUGUAGAUGAUUUCUUAUAUUAGAAAAUACUAACCCAUCCCAGGUUUAACUCAUUUGCUGAGGUUUGUCUAAAAGUUAACAUCACAUCAUCUUGUAUUUUGGAAGGGAAAUCUACAGUGGAAGGACUCAGCAGAAUAUUUUACUUAAGGAUUUGUACUGUCAGUUUGAAGAGUCUGGCUCGAGUUCGUAAAUGAUUCAAACGUUAUUUUGGCACCACAGAGUGAACAGGAUAUAUGAAUCUUUUUUUCUUCUUUUUUUAAUAUGACUUAGAUGGAGGAAAAAUUAAUCACCAUUUUUGUUAAUCUUCUAGCCCAAUUUGUUUAGGAAAACUGCUCAAAAGGUUCUAUAUGUAUAGAUAUAAACGAAUAGAAAUAUAUAUGUAUAUGUAUACUAAGAGUGAUAGCCAGAAUAUGAUUCUACGUUUUAUUCCAAUUGUUCGGAGUGGCAAAACUGAUCUUAAGAAUAAAUAAACAAAUGACUAGAAUAAAGUUUAAGAGGUUCAUCUCCUGUGACCGUGGAUGACAAGUAGAGAAUAUUGCUCUCUGCAUUCGGUGUUGCCUUGAGGAGGAGAAAUACAUCUUAGCAUAUGGUUAACACUGCCCCAGUUCUUUGUUUGUGUGUUACAGAACUGACUACAUUCCAUGAAUUCAUUACUAGCAUCACAGGGUCACUUUUAUUCCCUGUUUUCUUUCUUCUUCUUUUUUUUUUUAAUUAUUAUUAAUAUUUUUUAGAGCUUUCAUUACGAGUUUGUUCAUAUUUUGUGUGUUUGUCUUCAAAGGGAGGGAGGGAGGCAUGUUCAGCUCAAGUAUUUGAGGUGAAAGAUGUCGUGAUAUUCUUAAUGAUGUAAAAAAAAGAAAAAUACUAUGUUAAAUUCAUCAUUCAUUUUGAAGUUAUUGAAUUGAUUAUUGUUUGGUAUAUAGUUGCUAUCUUUUCUGUAGCUGUGUAAUGAUUUAUUUUCUUUCUUUUGUUUUUCUUAUUUUUUCAAAGAGAAAUAUUUAUGCCAGAUAAUGUUAAUCUUUGUUGUGGUAGCUUCCUUGUCUUUUAUGUGUUUGUUGUUUUUUUCACUCUUUUUCUGUGAGUAUCAAGUGUGUGAAAUGUUGAACAUAUUUGUGUGAACUUCCUUUCAGUAAAAGAUGAUAAUUGUGAUUAAUUCACAUAAACUGCAGAUUUGGAAUUGACAUUUUGCUUUAGUUCUUGAAGGAAACCAGUGAAAGUGAUAGUCUAUUUAUGUAUAGUUUAUAUUGAAAUACAGGAUAGUUUGCAGUGAGGUUCUUUUAUAAACACUUAAGAGAACAAUUCAGUUUUUCUUGAGAUGUAAAUUGAUAAUGUUUCUCAUGUUCAUUAUAUAUGAGUUGCAUCAUUUACCUUUUUUUUCCAUUUUUCCUUCUCGGUCUUAAAAUGCUGUCUCUGUAUUUUGAAGCUGUUAAUUUUCUAAACUGUCGCUAUUUUGGAUCUCAAAUAAGUUGUGUAUCAGUGGCCUCUUGUAGUGCUCGAGUAGAUAGUUACUGCCUUCCAUUUCUACCAGGUCAAUAAAUUUACUGUCUGUU
Molecule: messenger RNA, 6565 nt
Organism: Penaeus indicus
Lineage: Eukaryota; Metazoa; Arthropoda; Malacostraca; Decapoda; Penaeidae
Gene: l(2)gl
Product: lethal(2) giant larvae protein homolog 1-like
Exons: 23
Coding region: 121-3204 (1027 amino acids)
Biological process (GO): cortical actin cytoskeleton organization; regulation of establishment or maintenance of cell polarity; regulation of protein secretion
Cellular component (GO): cortical actin cytoskeleton; plasma membrane; cytoplasm
Molecular function (GO): myosin II binding; GTPase activator activity; syntaxin binding
Source: RefSeq, a predicted model, not a curated record